AUGCUCUUAUCUGGCAAAGGUCAACUUCAUACUCUUGCAAGUGUGGGCUAUUCUGAGAUGCUUUGCAGCAUCUCUGAGUAAUUAAUAUUUAGGAGAUUAGGAAAGGCGUAUCUAAAAAUUAUCGUUUAUAAUUAUGAACCCUCAAACGACUUGUUUUCCAAAGGUACAAAUGUCAGCUGUGCAUCAAAUUCAAUUGAAUCUUCUGGAGCAGCCAUCCAAAUUCCCAGUUUCUGCUGUGAUUUGGAUGGGCUAAAAUGGGUGCCCUUAUGAGCGCAGAUAGUGCAAGUCACUAUUGGUCUUCUCAGCCACUCUGUAGAGUUUACAGAACUUAUAGGAGUUUAA
This is a messenger RNA of Blepharisma stoltei, 342 nucleotides long. The record is from the annotation of a GenBank genome assembly. Lineage: Eukaryota; Ciliophora; Heterotrichea; Heterotrichida; Blepharismidae.